This is a messenger RNA of Oncorhynchus nerka (sockeye salmon), 1724 nucleotides long. Its product is annotated as MRG/MORF4L-binding protein-like. NCBI's taxonomy places the organism in Eukaryota, Metazoa, Chordata, Actinopteri, Salmoniformes, Salmonidae. Gene Ontology annotation, biological process: regulation of transcription by RNA polymerase II. The record is from RefSeq and is a predicted model, not a curated record. Gene Ontology annotation, cellular component: NuA4 histone acetyltransferase complex; nucleus. The coding region runs from base 48 to 665 and encodes 205 amino acids. The transcript has 5 exons.
UUCUCUGUCCUGCUGGCAGUUUUCUGUUAUUGAAAGAGAACAACAGCAUGGGGGAAGCCGAGGUUGUUCCAGCCGACGAAAAACAGGCGGACUCGGGGAUCAGUCACAUCGAAGAAUCGGUGGUAUGGAGUCAAGAAGUCGAGGUGUGCCUGUUCCAUGCAAUGCUAGGUCACAAACCCGUAGGGGUAAAUCGUCACUUUCACAUGAUCUGCAUCCGGGAUAAAUUCAGCCAGAAUAUUGGGAGGCAAGUGUCAUCAAAGGUGAUCUGGGACCACCUGGGAACUAUGUAUGACAUGUCAGCCUUGCAUGAGUCUGAAAUAUUGCCGUUUCCCAACUCAGAGAAGAGCUUCAAUCUUCCAGACGAGAUUAUUCAACAAGUAAAAGAAGGUAAACUGGUAUCCGAGGACGACGUGAAAGACGAUUUCAAAGAAGAACGAGACCCCCCAGCCAUGCAUGAAGAAGGCAGCAACUCCUCAGUGAAGAUGACAGAGAGGGUAGGCAGCAAAGACAAGGACAGAGAAAGAGACCGAGAGAAGGGUUCCGCUGAGGGCGGCCCGGGGAAGGAGGCAGCAGACAAGAGGAAGAGGAACCGUGCCACUGAGAAGGUGCUCAACUCCAGCAGCAACCCCUCCAGCCCCGGUGGAGCCAAGCGGAGAAGGACGUAGGCCAAGCCACCAGGAGGCGCCCUCGAGAUAUCAUCCACUGCAGAGAGCAGGAGACACCAGGGAGAGGAGGAGAGACCUGGGACUGGAGAGACUAAUCUGUGAAGCCUGGAGGGAAGAGGAGGGAGACAAUGACAGGAGAGUGACAUUUUAAUAGUAAUAGAUUAUAGAGCUACUUGGACAAUGCUUAAUUUGUGGACAGGUAUCCAGGAUACCUCAUGAAGAACUUUUAAGCCCACAGAAGCUGCAAUUUUAGUAUGUUGUGUUUUCUCAGAACAACUAGAAAGAUGUAGCAUUCCCUGUUGCCACACAAUCUCUGAAAGCCACACCGCAAAAGCAGUGUGAUGACUACAACACUGAAUCGUAUCGGUCAUGAUGAUCAAUACACUGUCACAGCAUCUGGUAUAUUUGGACCAUCCCGUCCCACCAGUCCUCAGCUGUGCUGUGGAUCAGAGGCCAGCAUGACAGUUUACUAAUAUUGACACAAUUCAAGCUGACGCAUAUCAAUGCUUCUGCAUUGAUGUCAGAAUAAGUGUAAUGGUACUAGUGCUUGUGUUAUGUGAAGUUCUCUUGUUUGGCCUCGGAGAAAUGCUGGACUACUAAAUCCCAUCAAUACACUGUAUGUGACUGGCUGGACGCUUGCAUUAAUUCAUUGUCAUUUUGUUUAGUUCUGAACUCUUACAAGUGGUUAUAAACAAAUGUAUAGAGCUACUCAUGGUAGUGUAUCUCAUCCACCUCUUCCAGUGACUGCCAACCAGAUGGUCAUUGUGCCUCCUUAUGUCUGUAUAAACUGUAGUUGCCAGUGGUGCAAAAUGUUGGUAAUUUUCCUUCUUUUUUUCCCACAGUCAUUAUUUGAUGUAAUUUUGUCCUUGGGGAUUAUUAAAUCAGCAUGUUUUGGUAAUUGCUUCAAAUCAUUUUUUUUGUCUGUCUCAAUGACUGACUUCUCAGAAUCAAAUAAAACAAUGUGUAGCUGUAGUCUCCAUCCAUGUGAGAUAUGUUAUUUUGUUUGUCUAUUUAUUUGACAUGCUCCAUUUUAAGGCAUUAAAUGUGAGUUUGGACUAA